Molecule: messenger RNA, 2143 nt
Organism: Onychostoma macrolepis
Lineage: Eukaryota; Metazoa; Chordata; Actinopteri; Cypriniformes; Cyprinidae
Gene: eif3jb
Product: eukaryotic translation initiation factor 3, subunit Jb
Exons: 8
Coding region: 131-919 (262 amino acids)
Cellular component (GO): cytoplasm; eukaryotic translation initiation factor 3 complex
Molecular function (GO): translation initiation factor activity
Source: RefSeq, a predicted model, not a curated record
GUGCUGUUGUGCGCCACACGGGGGCGCCUCUAGUCCUCCGGCGUCCCGUCAGCAUGAAGACGGACAGAAGCGCACUGUGUGCACAUGCUUUCUCUCAGCUACUACUUUAACUAACUCACACUUAGCCAAGAUGGCGGAUUCCGACGGCUGGGACGCUGACAACUUCGAGCUGAGUGAGCCGGUCAGAAAUGCCGUCGCGAAGCUGGACAGAUGGGAAGGCGAGGACGAGGAGGAAGACGUGAAGGAUAACUGGGAUGAUGAGGAGGAGGAGAAGGAAGAAGAGAAGAAUGUUGAACAGAAAAAAGCAGAGGUGAAACCCCCUGAGAAGAAAAAAUUAACUGAUAAAAUAAAAGAGAAAGAAAUUUUGCUAAAGAAAAAUCAAGAUGAGUUGGGAAAGAAGAUGGAGGAAACAGCGAAAAGUGAGAAUCUAUCACUAGAGGAGCAGCAUGCAGAGAAGCUUCUACUGAAGAAACUGCAGGAGGAGGCAGACAUGGAAUUGGCCCGUGAGGCGUUUGGUGUUGAUCCUGCUGCUGCAAACGCCUCUACUACUGUUAUUACAACAAACAAUGCCUCUGGAAUUGAAGCCAUGUGCCCUUCGUCCAAAGAUGACUUUGUUGCAUUUGAAAAAUUACUGAAAGAUAAGAUAACACAGUUUGAAAAAUCAGUGCAUUAUUCCAGCUUUUUGGAGUCACUGUUUCGAGAGCUUUGUAUUUCAUUGGAAGUAGAUGACCUGAAAAAAAUAAGUAAUUCUUUGUCUGUUCUGCUCAGUGAAAAACAAAAGCAAGAAAAGGAAAAGAAGGCAACUAAGAAAAAGAAGAAAGGUGUAGUCCCUGGUGGUGGAUUUAAAGCAAACAUGAAAGAUGACUUUGCUGAUUACGGUGGUUUUGACUGUGGCAAUGACUAUGAUGACUUCAUGUGACGAAGGUUCAUCGUCCCCCUUCCCAUUCCCUCUCUGCCGAGAUGCCCUUGCAGACAUGCAACAUUGCCCUUUCAUGCUUCUUAGUGCCAUCUUGAACACUGAACAAUGUGUCGACCCUUUACUUGAUUCCAGUGGUGACAGACUCCUCAUAAAGCUGCUAUCAGCCCAUAGCACCUCAGCGGCAAAUGGGGGAAAGUAAAUUUAUUCAGAUGGCCUUGAAAUCUCAUUUUUAUAUCUAAAACAGAUUGUAUGAUGUGGGACAUUUUUGAUGGAGGUGUUUCCUCCGAUUGGCUUAAAUAAGCAUUUCAAUGCCUUAUAGAAAACUUUGUAGACAAUAUCUUUUUUUUUUCAAUAUCUGUUUUCGUUGAAAGUGACUUAUGUUUUUAAAGCUGUGCAAUUUCAGUUACACAGAAGUAAAUGUGAUGCUCUAUGCAAAUUCAUUUCUUCCAAGAAUGUCCUUAUUGAAAGUAUGGUUGUACUUUUCUUACAUAUUUAUGCACAAUUGGAAACCGUUUUCCAGAUGUGAACCAUUCAACAUUUGAAAUCAAAAUAGGACGUUUGUCAGUGCUUUGUCAACACUACAUAAUGAACAGAGGAGGCACACUCACUGAAUGAAAGAAUGGAAAAAUGAAAGUGAAACAAAACUGAAUCCAGGCAUCAUCUUGAAUCUGUUGACAUUGCCUUCAUGUGAAAGCAGAACAGACUUCCUGUUGUGCAGUUUGUCUGCCAAAGUAUAUUUUAAAUGAACUCAGUAUUGCUGCACAUUUGAUCGAUUAAUGAUAUUCAAUAGUUUUGCUCAUAUGACAGUAUAUGAUCGGUUUUAAUCAUCACUAGUUGAAGCAACAGAUCCAUGGGGUUUUGUGCUUUUGUUUUACCAAUUGUCACUAUACAUUAAGCUUCUACAGGCAUGAAUGAAGUAAAAUGAAAUGCAAAUUUGUUAUUGGCAAAAAUAUUUAUAAAAAAAAAAGAGCUUGGAGGAUUUUCUCAUACAUUGUUGAAAUUGGGCAAAGAUAAUACAAAGACAUCGUUUUUUUUAAAAGCUCUAAUUUAAUAAAAUCAUUGGACUAAAGGUAUUGCUUGGUAUUUUUGUAAAGGGUUUGGACAACUUCAGAGUUUUUCUAAUUAAUGAGUGAUAAAUGGCGUACAUGUUUGUUUGAGUGUAAAUAUGAUGUUCUACUGCCUUGAUUUUGAUACUCUGAAGUAUGCAAUAAAUAUUUGAGUAUU